AUGCAAUCAAUCGCUCGGCCGCUGUGCCGGCAAGCUCUUCGCCAGCAGCGUCGCACUCUCGCCAGACAGUCUAAGGCCCUCACCAUCUCGCGGCCAGCUGUCCAAAGAGUCCAGCAGUAUGCCACCUCCCACCGCGCCGACGAGAGCUCUGCUCGAUCCGCCGUUAUUAACGUCCUCAACAACAUUGCCUCCAAGCGAGAAGUCCAGCAGUACCUCGCCCAGUUCACCUCGGUCUCCUCCCAGCAAUUCGCCGUUAUCAAAGUUGGUGGGGCCAUCUUGACCGACUACAUCGAUGUCCUCUGCGCAUCCCUUCGCAACCUGAACCAGAUGGGCCUCUAUCCUGUCAUUAUCCACGGUGCAGGACCACAAUUGAACAAGCAUCUCGAGGAAGCUGGGGUGGAACCCAAGUACAAUGAGGGAAUUAGGAUCACAGACGGCAAGACACUGGGCAUUGCUCGCAAGCUGUUCUUGCAGGAGAACCUGAAGCUCGUCGAGGCUCUGGAGUCAUGGGGUGUCAGAGCUCGUCCAGUCACCUCCGGCGUACUUAUGGCAGACUACAAGGACAAGGAGACUUACGAAUUCGUCGGCGAGGUCAACCAAGUCAAUGCCCAGAGCAUCAAAGCUGCCAUUGCCGAUGGCUACAUUCCAGUGCUGACCUGUAUGGCUGAGAGCGAAGAUGGCCAGGUCUUGAACGUCAAUGCCGACAAAGCUGCUGCCGAGCUUGCCAAAGCGCUGGUCCCUCUCAAGAUCGUGUACCUUUCUGAGAAGGGUGGCAUCUACGACAAGGAGACUGGCAAGCUUAUCGAGGCCAUCAAUUUGGACGAGGAGUACGACGAGUAUAUGAAGAAGCCUUGGGUCAUUCAUGGCACUCGCAGUAAGAUUCGGGACAUCAAGACUCUGUUGGACGAGCUUCCACGCAGCUCUAGUGUGGCCAUCAUUCACCCCGAGAGCUUGGAACGUGAGCUUUUCACCCACUCCGGAGCCGGUACAUUGAUCCGCCGUGGCACCAAACUGCAGUCCGCUUCUUCCCUCAAAGAGUUCGAGGAUGUCAACAAGCUUAAGGAGACCUUGAUCCGAGACCGUGAGGGCCUUGACGCCGCCAACGUCGUCGACCGUUACCUUGAGAUCCUCGAGUCUCGCCCGUUCAAGGCUUACUAUGACGAAGGCAUGGAGGCCUUGGCCAUUGUUCUACCACCCGAGAAUGCUUCCAGCCAGCUCGGACAUUUGGCCACGCUCACCAUGACUCGCAACGCUUGGCUCUCCAACAUCGCCGACAACGUCUUCCAAAACCUCAAGCGUGACUAUCCCAAACUCGCAUGGACCGUGAAGCAGGACGAUGAGAAUCUGACCUGGUUCAGCGAGAAAGCUGACGGUUCCAUUGCUCGACGUGGCGAGGUGCUCUUCUGGUAUGGUAUUGACACUCCUGACGAAGUCCGUGAGCUCAUGGCCGAGUUUAUUCAACACGGCCGCCAAAUGUUCGGCGAUAUCAACCUGGAAUCGCAGCUUCACCGAGCGGCAACGGCUGCUGAGCGCAUUCGCAACAAAGCUGCUGAGCUUGCAAGGGGUCGACAAACCCAAGCAAGAGCAUUCAGCACCAGCGUGAGACCCACGAAGCGGGCUCGCAUCGGAGAGAUGCAACAACAGUUCAGGUCCUACACCACGAACCCUAACCCACCUCUUGGAAUCAAGAACAGCGAGAAGGACUACCCAUCCAAGAUUGCUGUCAUUGGCGCUCGUGGCUACACCGGUCAAGCUCUGAUCGACCUCCUCAACAGACAUCCCAACAUGGAUCUCUGUCACGUCUCUUCACGAGAACUGGCCGGCAAGAAGCUCAAGGGCUACGAGAAGAAGGAGAUCAUAUACGAGAGUUUGACUCCUGACGAUGUCCGUAAGAUGGCAGAGAACAAGGCCAUCGAUUGCUGGGUUAUGGCACUUCCGAAUGGCGUAUGCAAACCAUAUGUCGAUGCUAUCGAGGAGUCUGGGCACAAGGAGGCUGUAAUUAUCGACUUGUCGGCUGACUACCGCUUUGAUUCAACAUGGACAUACGGUCUUCCUGAGCUGGUUCAGCGCAACAAGAUCGCCAGCGCCACCCGUAUCAGCAACCCAGGCUGCUAUGCGACUGCUGCUCAGCUUGGUAUUGCCCCAUUGGUGCCAUUCUUAGCAGCGGCACCAGCAAACCCAACUGCCUUUGGUGUUUCAGGUUACUCGGGUGCAGGUACCAAGCCAUCGCCGAAGAACGAUGUUAACGUCUUGACGAACAACCUCCUCGCCUACUCGCUUACAGACCACAUCCAUGAGAAGGAGAUCUCUUCACAACUAGGCCGAGAGAUUGCAUUCAUCCCGCAUGUUGCUGUCUGGUUCCAAGGCAUUCACCACACAAUCUCUCUGCCACUCGCAGACAAGAUGGCGAGCCGAGACGUUCGCCAGCUCUACCAGGAUCGAUAUGACAAAGAGAAGCUCAUCAAGAUCUCCGGUGAAUCUCCUCAGGUCAAGAACAUUUCAGGAAAGCAUGGUGUGGAGAUUGGCGGCUUCGCGGUCCACUCAGGACAGAAGCGUGCGGUUAUCAACGUGACCAUUGACAACCUUCUCAAGGGUGCUGCCACUCAAUGUUUGCAGAACAUGAACCUUGCGCUUGGGUAUGGUGAAUAUGAAGGCAUCCCACUGGACUGA
Molecule: messenger RNA, 2670 nt
Organism: Zasmidium cellare ATCC 36951
Lineage: Eukaryota; Fungi; Ascomycota; Dothideomycetes; Mycosphaerellales; Mycosphaerellaceae
Exons: 1
Coding region: 1-2670 (889 amino acids)
Biological process (GO): L-arginine biosynthetic process
Cellular component (GO): mitochondrial matrix; mitochondrion; cytoplasm
Molecular function (GO): N-acetyl-gamma-glutamyl-phosphate reductase (NADP+) activity; NADP+ binding; NAD binding
Source: RefSeq, a predicted model, not a curated record